Messenger RNA from Biomphalaria glabrata, 2471 nucleotides. Its product is annotated as fibrinogen C domain-containing protein 1-B-like. The coding region runs from base 2 to 1807 and encodes 601 amino acids. The record is from RefSeq and is a predicted model, not a curated record. The transcript is spliced from 6 exons. Lineage: Eukaryota; Metazoa; Mollusca; Gastropoda; Planorbidae.
AAUGGCUCAUAUGGUACAUCUUACUCUGUGUGUGGUGCUGGUCUCUCUGUCCAGUUCAGAACUGAUCAUCGAUGUCCGACCAGAUAUUAUAUCAUUAGAGAUAACUGCACAACUUGUGAUCAACUGUUCUAUAACCAACAACCAAGUUCAACAUCUGGAUGUUAUCAGAUCUCUAACACUUUCUCGUUAUGAUAUAACUAUUAGGGACUUCAUCGCUCUUAUUACUCUAGAUUCUUCCACACUUAAUUUAAAACAGCUUACGAAAUUUAAAAACUCACAAGUCAGUUUUGGAAAUCUGCAUUUAGCUUUAACGUUGCAUUACCCAACUCAGUUUGAUGCCAAAGUUUACAGAUGUAGCGUCAACGGAAACAAUGCCAAUGGGACAGAUGUUUCUUUGUCCGCAAAGAAAGGAGUAGAAUAUGAAACAAACUCGACGGCUUUGAUUGAAGAGAUUCGGCGUUUAAAGAAAGACGAGGACACCUAUAAAUGCUCCUUUAAAAAGACUGAUCGUCUAGGUUCCAGAGUUCAUUUCUUCGCAAGCUCUGAGAUUAUAAAAGAACGAAUUGAGCCUCUGACAUUAAAUUGUUCAUUCCAAGUUUUGGAAGAGGAUCAAAAUGAAACAUCCACACUUCAAGCAUUAUAUAUACUUCAUGAGACAAAUGGUGUAAUCGCAACUAUAAACAAAGGUCAACCCGUUCUGACAACCAUCCAUGGAGGUCACUCUAACUCUAGAAACGCUAAAGGAGAAAUUUUUGACAACGAAUUAAAAGACUCCUAUCUUCAAGUCACAUUGAGCAAUCUACAAUUCUCAGAGUCUGGAAAAUACUUCUGUGAAGCUCAUGCCAAACGUUCACAAGGAGGAGUCGAGAGAUUGAAUAAGAUGUUAACUAUUUCUGUUCUGAGCCCAACGUUUGAGGAUUUGGUCAAAGUAAUGGAGAAAGUAUUAAGGAAGUCUGAUGAAGACAAUAUAAGUAUUCAUGAAAAUAAACAGACUCUAAAAUACAUUCAGGAAGAUUCGGAUACCAAGGAGAAAAAUAUAAAAAGCAUUGAAGAAGACUUGAACACUAAACAACAAAACAUUAUAAGCUUGAAAGAAGACUUCAACGCUUUUCAACGGACUAUGAACACAUUUAGAGAGAAACUGGAAGUCAUCUCCGCCAAUGUUUCACAGAUUGAGAGAGAGAGAACGGAAGACAAAGAGAUAGCAUCCUGUCGUGAGGUGAAAACUCGAGAAGAACGGGUGGUGGUGACAUUAGCUUCCGGGUUAAAGGUCAUGUGUGACACGAAAACAGAUGGUGGUGGAUGGAUCAUCUUUCAGAGGAGAACCUAUGGCAUUGUGGAUUUUUAUAGAAGUUGGCAAGAAUACCGUGACGGCUUUGGAGAUAUUAACAUUGGCGAAUUUUAUCUGGGAAACGAGCAUAUUUAUAAUUUAACAUCUGCGGCUAAAUACGAUUUAAGAAUUGAUAUCAAAUAUAACAGAAAUUCGUAUUAUGCGCAAUACUCUGAUUUUCAAAUACUGAGUGAAAAAGAGAAGUACAAAUUAAAGAUUGGAGCCUAUUCAGGAAAUGCUGGUGACAGUUUAUCAUAUCACAAUAGCAUGUCCUUUAGUACGUAUGAUAAAGAUAAUGACCUUUAUGGCAGCAACUGUGCAACGAAUUACUUAAGCGCAUGGUGGUACAAUUCAUGUCAUAAUUCUAAUCUAAACGGUCAAUGGGGAAGUAAAGUGAAUUCCAAUGGCGUCAUUUGGAAUACCCUUACCAAAGGAGAGAGUGCUUCCUUUACAGAGAUAAAGAUAAGAGAAAAAUAAUAAGUCAAGAAAAAUAGUUUCUUUUCUUUCAAAACAUUUCGUCAAUUGAAUCGAUUUUAUUGAACUGAAGAAAAAAAUAAAUUUCUUUUUUUGUCAAUUAAUUUCUUUUAUUUUUUUUUUCAAAUUAUGCCAAUAAAAGUAAAGCACUCAUAUACUUUUCUAUCUUUAUGAUUUUAUUUAUUAUUCAUUUAUUUUAUUUAUUUAUUUAUUUAUUUUAUUUUUAGAAAAGAAAUAAAUGAGAACUAUAUAGCUUUUUACUUUUUUUUUAGUAUAGAAAUAAUUGUGGAAAGAACUUCUAAGGAAAAGGUUGGUUGAAAAGAAUAGCAAUCAUAGAUUUUUUUCCUAGUGGUAAUAGAAUUAUAAUAUUCAGAACUUAUAACCCGUACUACAAGUAUAAAUUCGUUUUAAUUUCAUCGGGAAUAAAGCCAUGUAUUAACUGUUAUAUUGCAAAAGUAAAGGGCACAUAAUACUCUUUUGUCCAUCUGGCAAUCUAAUCAUUAGAUAUAACUAACUGAUAUUAACUUUUCGCAUAUAAAUUACGAGUGAGUAUGGUGUGAAUGUAUAUUUUGGUUUUCUAUAGCUAUAAUGUUUUGUUUUGGUGUAAUGCACAAAUUGUAAGACUAAUAAAUGGAUAAAUGGAUAAUAAAGAUUAUUAUUAUUAUUA